CUUCUCUCUGAAUCUGAAAAUCUUAAUAGGGACUAGUUAAUUCUGGAUUUCGGUGAAUUGACUUGACUUGGCAACAACAUUUUUUUUUUUUAAUGGAUUAAAAAAAACUCUAUGUAUGUUACUACUAGCCUAUUAUUGUAAAACAGUUGCAGCUAUUAUUGAUCAAACCCAAUUUUAUUUGUCCAUACAGAUAAUUUUUCAUCAUGUCUCGAUGUCAUCGAACUUUUCACACCGUUCUUAUGUUCGGAAUACUUCUGCUGUUUGUAUUUACAACAAUUGCUGUAUUUACAUAUAAUGACAGUGAUUUUUGGAAAACGGCAUCACCGAUACUGAGUACAAAGCCUUCUCCUUAUGACAAUUCACCCCUCUGUAACUGCCAAAACACUGAGCCAGCAAACAAGUAUGUGUCAGUAGAUGAGCUCGAAGACUUCCGGAAACGCAGAGCAGAGGAGUACAGACAACACCAGAUUAGGAUGGGGAAACAGAAUGACGUUCUUCUUCUGGCCCCCGCCAACACCCCACUCCAGUAUCCAAUUAAAGGAUUCAGAGUAUCUCCCUUGAAGAAAACACUCAUUCCUGGUCUAGCUCUCCAAACUCAAAACAGAAAACUUUAUAAGGUGUCUUUGAGAGUUCAUAAAGGGGUGCUGUCAGUAAUGGAUAUUCAGGGUGGAGAACACGUGGAUGGCCAGAAUGAGCAAACUCUGACCAUCUCAUCCAGCAGCCUCCAUCAGCUCAAUGACCUUCUGAGCAGAGUGACCUACACCAGUACCGUCUACCACAUCAAGACAGAAGACCUCGGUCUCUUCUCUUUUGAGAACUACAAGGUCACAUUUCCAAUCGAGAUCAGACGUUUGUCAGUUCCUGUACUGUUUGACCCAGGAAAAGAUAUAAACUCACAGGUGACCAUAUUAGUAAAGGCAUUUUUGAGAUAUAAAGAACUAAACGUCCUCAUCAGGAGCAUUCGUCAGUUCUACCCAAACAUAAAGAUCAUUAUUGCCGAUGACAGUCAUGACCCAGAGAAGGUUGUUGGUGACAAUAUACAACACUACAUCAUGCCCCCUGCACAGGGCUGGUUUGCCGGCAGAAAUCUGGCAGUGUCGCAGGUCACCACUAAGUACUUCCUCUGGGUGGAUGAUGAUUUUGUGUUCCUGAAUGAGACUCGUAUCGAGAGUUUUGUGAAGAUUAUGGAAGCUGUUCCUGAACUAGAUGUGGUUGGUGGCGAUGUAGGAGGAAAUCAGUUUUUAUUCAAACUUGAUUAUGAAGAAGGAAACCGUGAGGAAGGCGGUUGUAUCACGCGAGUCAUGGGUUCGCAUGCACCCCUGCCAGGUUUUGAUGGGUGCUACUUUGCAGACGGAGUCGUCAACUACUUCAUGGGUCGGACGGAUGCAGUGCGGAGGGUCGGUUUUGACCCAUUCCUCAAAAGAGUGGCUCACACUGAAUUCUUCAUUGAUGGACUUGGAGAUUUGUUAGUUGUCACCUGCAAAGGGCUCAGAAUUGGUCACCAGGAACGGCAUUCCACAAACAUUUAUAAUCAGUACAGAUAUCCACCACAAAGUGAUUCACAACAGAAAAUGAGACACCAUUAUUUUAAAAACCAUUUAAAAUGCAUUAAGUACUAAUGAGCAUUUCAGGUGAAAGGUCGCCACUUCUAGCACACUGUUAUAGGUUGGUUACCAGUUAUAUUUUGAUGGCUAUUUUGGGGGGUUUGCCUUUUUAUCUCAGCAGUUUGAUUCAAUGGAACAGAAUCUCAGAAUUGUUAAACUCUUUCCGUUCCCCAUGUUCAAACUGAACUAGGUAAAAAGGCUUGUUUGUAGUUUUCUUUUUAAUUAGGUUGUGUAUUUUUGACUGCUGCCCAUUUUGGCCAGGACACUCCUGUAAAAUAUUUUUUUUAAUUUCAGAGAGGUUAUCCUGGUUAUAAAAGGUUAUAAUAAUAAUAUAUUUGUCCUCUCUUACAAUCAGAGAGAUUGGAAAUUACAUGUUUAAGGAAGUUACUGAAAAUGAAAAAUUGCCUGAGGAAGGUUUAUUAUUUAUUUUGGUCUAUUGUUACGUUGAUGCAAAGGUUCCAUAAGACGUAUCUUGUUUGAGGCCACCAUCUUGGAUUUUGACCAAUAAAUUUUUUUGCUGCUGCUACUAAUUUGUCCAUGUUCACCAAAGUUUGCUCUUGAUAUGAUCUUCAUACUAGCUGCAUGUUAGAUAAUUUUGUCAUCCAGUGUAUUUAAUUUAUUUUGUCUCGAUUCGGCUCAGCUGAGGGAAGUAAUAAAUGACACCGACACCCAAUGGUAUCAAAUCCUUCUUCAAAGUUUAUUUGUUCAGCAUUCUGUUAUAUGGUCCAGAAAAACCACAUUCCACUGGACUCCCACCAAUGAAAUAGUUCUUUACCUUAUAUUGGCGUGACAUACAUGUUUGAACUACGUGUGAAACAUGAGAGUACAGAGACAGGAAACACAUUCCUAUAGAACAUCUUUAGAACAAUGAGCUGCUGCAGCUACCCCAACAAAAGAAGUUUAAAAGAGGCCUUCAUUAUUCCACAUUACAUCACCAGAGAAGUUGUUGAGAAGCAUUAAUUAUUUCACACUGCACAAAACGCAUAAACAACAGGAUUGAUCUUGCUAUCGGUACCUGCCAUUUUAUCCAUCCACCAUUUUUAUUUUUAUUUCUUUUUUGACUUGUCCCACAGUCUUCAUCCAAUCCUCCUCAAAUUUUAGCCAUAUAAUUAUUUUAGAACAUUCGUAUCAAAAAUGUAUGACAUUAUUUGUGAUAUUCCAAUAAAUUUUUCUGUAACACAUCUAAGUUAAAGGGGUCAUGACAUGAGAAACCAAAUUUGCCUUGAUCUUUUGGUAUAUAAGAGGUCUUUGUAUCAUUAAAACGUCCUGCAAGUUUAAUAUUUUAAGACGUCCUCCCCAUUCUAAACGAAUCAUUUAUUUA
Molecule: messenger RNA, 2925 nt
Organism: Xyrauchen texanus (razorback sucker)
Lineage: Eukaryota; Metazoa; Chordata; Actinopteri; Cypriniformes; Catostomidae
Product: beta-1,4 N-acetylgalactosaminyltransferase 2-like
Exons: 10
Coding region: 204-1619 (471 amino acids)
Biological process (GO): UDP-N-acetylglucosamine metabolic process; UDP-N-acetylgalactosamine metabolic process
Source: RefSeq, a predicted model, not a curated record